Molecule: messenger RNA, 5203 nt
Organism: Hypanus sabinus (Atlantic stingray)
Lineage: Eukaryota; Metazoa; Chordata; Chondrichthyes; Myliobatiformes; Dasyatidae
Gene: myzap
Product: myocardial zonula adherens protein
Exons: 14
Coding region: 296-1759 (487 amino acids)
Biological process (GO): intracellular signal transduction; maintenance of ER location
Cellular component (GO): RNA polymerase II, holoenzyme; intracellular anatomical structure; nuclear envelope
Source: RefSeq, a predicted model, not a curated record
UGUUGCUAAGGAACGUACUGGUCAGGGUGGAAACAGGUGACUUUCUGUGAAGAUGUUUGUGUAUGUUGUGAUGGAACAGUGCAGACGACAAGCUGCCCUGCGCGGUCUUCGGGCUGACUGGAUUGUACAUCAGUGAACUAAGGUCAAACCUCUAAAACUGUUUAAGUUACUUACGGACCAAAUGGAGACUGCAGACAGAUUCGGAGAAGCAAGCUUCUGGUAAAGAGAGUUUCUGCCGUGCUGUGGACUUAACUUUGGAGAUCAACGUUUUGGGUUAAAUAUACUCACAGGAAGAAUGCCGCAGUUUAAAUCGGCAACAACAUGCACUAUUUCAGAGGCAUCAGAGCCUCUCAAGAAGGGCAACAUCCGAAGAGUACGACUGACACUGCAUGCUGAUGAGAAAAACACCUCAGUAAAAGAUGAAGUCAAAAGUAAAGGGAAAGCAGAAACGGAAGAGAAAACAAGCACAGGAAACAGGAAACAGCCUGGAUCUCUUCAUGCUGAAAGAGACAAAUCCUCAGUUCUGCUUCUUCAGAAUGGCCUUGGUUCCAAUACCACUCCCAAUGGCACUGUGUAUGGAGUGGUCCAGCGAGCGGACACAAAUAAAGCCGAGGUGGUUGUGUACGAAUGGUCGGUGAACCAGCUCAAGGAGGAAAUGAACUACAUUAAGGAGGUGCGGCAGUCACUGGAGCAGGUCAGAGAGCAGAUGUUUGGUGAGUUCAAUGGAAUGAAGCAGAGAAUGCAGCAGCUGACGGAUGAAGUGAAGGCAUCGGAGGUACGGCAGGCAUCUCUACAGCAAGAAGUGAGCAGCAAUUCCUCAGCACUGGAGCAGUACAGGCAAAUGAACAACUCCCUGACAGCCAUGACACUAGACAUGCAGAGGACCCUCUUGGAUGCAUCAAUAGAUUCCAACAGGAGGCAGGAGAAAAUGAGAGAUCUUCAAAAGUCGUACCAACUGUCACUGGAGCAAAUGAAGGAGAAAGAUCAGCAGAUACACAACGCACAAAUGGAGAACCAGAUCCUGAAACUCAAGAUAGAAACUUCUCAGGAAGCCAAUGUCAGUGCAAUGAGGGAAAUGACCAGAAAACUUUAUAACCAGUAUGAUGAUAAACUGAGAGAAGCGGAACAGAAACAUCAGGCUGAAAAAGAAGCUCUUCAGGCACGAAUAAAUCAAGCUGUCCAUGAACUGAAGUUAGCCAAUGAAAAGAUUUCGGCAGCAGAGCAGAAAAUCGCAGAAAGGGACCAGAGGAUUCAGGAGUUGGAUCAACUCAUUGCCCGAAUGAUGGAGGAGCGUCACCUCUUACAGCAGAGGUUACAGGAACAAGAGGAGCGGCUCCGACAGCUCAGACAGAGAGAUGAACCAGACGCACGGACCAGUGAGAGGUCCCAGAAAGCGGAGGAGGAAGCUGCCAGUCUGAGGGAAAGAAUUCAACACCUGGACAACAUGGUGUACUGUCAGCAGAGGAAAGUCAAGCAAAUGAUUGAAGAGGUUGAAAUUCUUAAGAGCAAAAUCCAACACAAAGAUGCAAUUAUUGAGAGCAUGCAGGAAAGGAUUUCUUUCUUGGAAGCUGAGAAUAAAGAACUACAAGACAAACUGGACUACAUGAUGUCACUGGAUCAACAGAGAGCUGUGGAGACCAGGGAGCAAGCCGUGUCUUGUGAUAUUCCCAGCAGGUUUACUCCAGUGACAAGCAAUCACAAUGUAUCCACCCCGUACAUGAGGCUCUUGGAAUUUAGUCUGCAGAAAGAGACACUCUGACCGUCCUGCUCUUUUAAUGCUACUGAUGUCUGGUGGAAUAUGUGGGCAAUCCAAUGGCAGCCAUGCCUCAACUGGUUUGACUGAGUUGGUGCCUCACAGAAGUGGUUUGGUAAUGUGAGUGCAAUAACAUUAAAUGGCACAAUGAAGGCUAAUGUCUCUUUGCAUCAACCCGUGCACAUCAAACUGUAUACAUGAAAUGAACAAAAAAAAUGCAGUAUUUAUUUUCAAUAUUAUUAUAAUAUAAAUUUUAUGCUGGUUAUUUUGGUUCAGGAACUGAAAUUAAUUAUUUUUAACUAAGGUGAUAUAUAAAUGCAGAAAAAUAAUUCUUAAAGGGGUUUUACAGAGAGUUCUUGAGUUAAGAGCUGUUGCUUAAUUGAAAAAUAAUUUCAGCCACUGUUCUACAUUGUAGGCUGAAGUGCCGAUGUCAUGCUGAACUGUUCUAAAAGUUGCUGCCUGGUAUUUAACAUUGGAGCUGUAUGUGAACCAUUGUUCUGAUUCAUUCUCAGAAUAACUUACUAUUAAUUCUGAAGUGAAAUCGGUAGCAUAGAGAACACAGCCUAAUGGAACCUUACCGGAGAGAAUUGGAUAUGGAUUUGUAACAAUACUUCUGAGUGGGACUCGAUGAGUAGUUCUCCAAAGGAAUUGGCGAAGGAGAGGUGUCCUAUUUAAGAUGGAGUUCAGAGCAGAUUUUCUGUCUUGGGGGUUUAUGAGUCCAAAGGCCAGUGAAAUCAGAAUCAUUGAACACGCUUAAGAAGCAGGAUAUGAACAUUACUGGCAACAGGCAGCAAUGUGGAGUUGAAGUUACGAUUUUUCAAUGGUAGUACAGGCUCGAAGGGCUGAGUAACCUCCUGAUUUGUAUCCUGUCUAUAAUGGAGCUCAAACCAGUGACCUAUUGCCACCAGGGGGGGCUAUGCUGGCUGUUUGAUUGGUAAAAGUUAUAAAUCACUGAUUCGUUUUCAAGAUAACAGAGUGAUAACUGAAAAUGGAUGGGCAAGGUGCCAUAAGAUAAGACUAACUUCAGAUUUGUCAUUGUCAAGUAACCUGGUCACAUCUCUGUGACAUCAGUUAGGUUAGAUGCCGAAUAAAUUCGUUGUAUUGGUAAUCAUAUCAUGAAGAGAAGUACAUGUAAAAGUUGCAAACUAGAUCUAACUCUGAUUCCACAAUAAAGUUUGCAGCUUCUUCUGUCUGUUUAAAAGGAAGUUGUUAAGGUAGGCUUCUGCUGUUUUGAGCUACUUUAAUAAUGAAAUAUUUUGUUAAGUAGCGCCGAUGAAAGAACAUGCAAACUGCUCACAUGGGAUAAUUCACUUUUUAGAUUUGAGUAUGUAAUAAAGUUGUUGAUGUAACUUUAUACAGAAAGGCAGAAACCUUCAGACCCUGUUACUGAGAUGAAAGUAGCUACAGUGCCAUAAAAUGGAAGAGAAGUGAACUGCUGAAAUCUGGUUUAAGUUAAAAUUCUGUGUGGCUUGGGGCAGAAUUAAGUGAAAACAGAAACAGUGUUAGGAACCUCAGUUGAGGUAAAUAGUGGAGACCAGUCUGGCCAUUGAAUUUAACUACCCUCCAUGCUAUCCAAACAUAUAAUGUUAUCCUUAAAAGAACAUCAGCUUAUUUGAGUUUAAAAUCACCUCAAUUUAUUUGAUGAAAGGAAAGAAAUUACAUUUAGUUAUUUCCUUUCACUAACUCAAACCCUCCAGAAGUAUUCUCUAGCCAAUAUAGAAAUGGGAAGAUCCCACACAAUUAAAAAAAACAUUAAACAUCUAUUUUGUUGAUACUAGUUGGUAGGUAAGCAUUUUAAGUUGCAAAGAAAGCAGAGAGAUUGAAUGACACACAUGAUGGAGGAGCUGGCUGAGUGAAAGUGGUGAAAGAUUGUUAAUUAUACCUGGUCUGUCCGGGUGAGGUGUAAAUGGUGGGAGAUGAACGAGGACAGAAAGAAAAAAUCCUGGCAUUGUGAGGUUAUGAAAAUCUGUAGUUGCUGGAGAUGUUCAGCAAAGUAGACAGCAGCAUCUGUGAGGACAGAAAAACGGGUUUAACAUCACAGCUAGUUUUGAAACAAAUCAGAAAAACUCGCUACCUAAAAUUGUCAAUUUCAAUGUUGAGUCUUGAUUUAUCAACCAUCAGAGUGCAUUAUCCACAGCCCCCCCCCCCCCCCAUCUUCGGUUCUAUUGUGCAAUAACCAUUAGGCCUUUUUAUGUAUUUGCAUCUCUUGGGUGGGGCUUAAAUUUAUUACUCAUCAGCUGUAGAAACAUUGUCCUUUUUCCAAAGCUGGAAGUGAUCAGCUUCCAAGAACUGUGAGGUUGAGGCGGGGACUCUCAAAACAUUUGAGAAGCAUUUAGACAAGCACUUGAAUCAUGAGGCAGAGCAGAGUACAGACAAGUGUAGUUAAAUGGGGUUAGUACAGACUGGUACUUGAUGGUUGUCACAGAUGGUAGGCUGAAGGGCAGUUACUAGGCUAUAUGACACCAUAAUCCAGUCAGACAGACUGAUCAUUUCCAUCACUGCCAUGAUUAAUGCAUUGGUAGAAGUCACAGGAGAGUGUUAUUUACAAAUAUAUAUUGAGCACCAUUUUUAAAAGUGGCUUCUGUUGUCUUUAACUUUCAAAAGCAACAAUGACAGAAUUGGUCAAAGGAGGAAGUUCCCAUUUCAGAUUUAGCCAGAGGGUUUUCUUCAUGUAAAACAGAGCCAUUUCCUUUUUAUAUGAGUGUGGCAUCACCAUUAGAAGAAAUCAGAUCCUGUGCAUGUUAUUCCAGCUUGCUUACUGACGUCACAUUGUAUGCUUCAUUGCUCAUAUUGUAAAUUCUACAUCUGUAGAGCUAGUAAUGAAAAUAAGGAAAUCUUUCCACCCUUUUGCAUUGUUACAGUUAGUGAAAACAGGUGGGCUAGCUGUUAAUGAAUGCUGGAAAUAUCAACACAUUUACAUGUGUGUAGGAAUCCAUUUCAUAGAUGCAGAAAUUUCCCACCGAAUUCCUGGUACAUUUGUGCUAAUUAGGCAGAGAGAGCAGGUGCACAUCGAGAAUUCCCACAAAACUGCUAAUAAAUCUGUACUAAUUACCAGUCAGAGUGAGGAUAAAUUCAUUGAAAGAAGCAGCAGGAGUUGGCUGCAGUUUUCUGGUGAGAUUUUCUGGCUUGCAUUUGGGCUCAUUCGCACUGUAACCACACAAAUCGUGUAUGUACAUAUUUGUAGUGGACAACGAUCAUUACUUGGUUUGUGAUGGUCACAUCAUUUGCAUAUAUAAAUAUAUUGUAUUCAAUAGAGUGAUUUCAAUAAAAAGAUCAUCUAAUCUUUCAAAAUUGAGAUAUCUAUAUUUUUAUUCAAGUUAUCAAAAGUAAUGUAUAAAAAACAAAGGUUCAAUAUAAUUAAUAAAAUAUUGGAAUAUUGUAAUUUCAUUAACAGUAUUUAAUAUUUCAUUCUUUAUAAUGCAAAAUAUCAUUUUAAUGUUUUCAGUAUAA